Messenger RNA from Galdieria sulphuraria, 922 nucleotides. Its product is annotated as molecular chaperone DnaJ. The transcript is spliced from 3 exons. Gene Ontology annotation, molecular function: misfolded protein binding; protein-folding chaperone binding. The record is from RefSeq and is a predicted model, not a curated record. NCBI's taxonomy places the organism in Eukaryota, Rhodophyta, Bangiophyceae, Galdieriales, Galdieriaceae. Gene Ontology annotation, cellular component: endoplasmic reticulum. The coding region runs from base 227 to 811 and encodes 194 amino acids.
UCCCACAACUUGAACGUUUCUAUAUGACGAGAUUUAAACUCUGUUGCAAAUAAGAGUUGAGUGGAAAAACCAACUGCGCUAAGGACCGCAGAACUUUAUAUAAAGUACUCUGUUUGAGUAUCUUGAAACGAUAGCUUUGAUAAGGAAACUCUAUAGUUUCUUCAAUUAUAUUAGAAACUCUUUGUUUCUGUCUGAUACAAUUUUCUGAAAGCUAUAAAAAUUAGAAAUGCUGCUGUAUGAAAUGUUAUUGUUCAAUCCAGUUGUGAUGGAAACGUGCCACAGUACUCGGAGACUAGUAUUCUUGUUUUGUUUAGCCAUUUUGACUGUUUUUACGUUGGCAAACGCGAAACGGAGUUACUACAAUGUUCUAGGUGUGGAUAAAAAUGCUUCAGAUAGAGAAAUCAAGCGAGCAUACCAUCAGUUGGCUAGAAAAUAUCACCCUGAUAAAAAUGGUGGUGAAAAGCAAGCAGAGUUGAAAUUCCGUGAAAUUGCGGAAGCGUAUGAAGUUUUGUCAGACCCUCAAAAGAGAGAAGUUUAUGACCUUUACGGUGAAGAGGGACUGCAACAAGGCACUAGUGAAGGUUUUCGUGCCCAAGGCUCCUCAACUCGUUUUUCAGAGCAAGCUUUUCAGGGUUUCCCCUUUGGUGACUUUUUCAUGAACGACUUUUUUGGAAAGGGGCCAAACGCUAGAAGUUUUAAGACAUCCAAGAAUAACAGAAAGUCUUCCAACUCAAGAGGUGGAAACAGAAAUUGUCGGACGACAAAAGUUUGUGUAAAUGGAAAGUGUCAGAUAACAACAGAAUGCUUCUAAAAGACAAUGUUGUAUGAGAGUUUUUAACAGUAAACACACACUUUAAGGAGUCUUAGUGGAAUGUUAUUAUACUUUUUUUACAGAAAUGAAAAGAAAACUUUCUGUAUGGGU